AAACGGGCGACGACAGCCUCCCUCAACAAGAUGGAACAAGUGGAAGCAACAGUUAUGACAUCCGCCCACGGCCACGGCAGUCCCAAACUUGCCUGCGGCCUAUCGAUGCUGCUUCGAUUGGCGACAGCUGUCUCGCAGUCGAGGCGUAUUUACCUUUUGCGGCAUGUCAACGGCAACGGCAGCUGGGCUAGGCUCUGCUUGCGCAAUGACUGA
Molecule: messenger RNA, 213 nt
Organism: Podospora pseudocomata
Lineage: Eukaryota; Fungi; Ascomycota; Sordariomycetes; Sordariales; Podosporaceae
Exons: 2
Coding region: 31-213 (60 amino acids)
Source: RefSeq, a predicted model, not a curated record